Messenger RNA from Saimiri boliviensis boliviensis (Bolivian squirrel monkey), 1570 nucleotides. It is a transcript of the gene NMUR1, whose product is annotated as neuromedin U receptor 1. Gene Ontology annotation, cellular component: plasma membrane. Gene Ontology annotation, molecular function: neuromedin U receptor activity. Gene Ontology annotation, biological process: neuropeptide signaling pathway. The record is from RefSeq and is a predicted model, not a curated record. Lineage: Eukaryota; Metazoa; Chordata; Mammalia; Primates; Cebidae.
GCGUGGCGUGUCUGUCUGUCGCUCGGAGGGUGGACGCCGGGGUCUCGCAGGCCACAUGAUGACUCUGUGCCUCAAUUGCUCUGUCCUUCCUGGAGAUCUGUCCCCAGGGGGUGCAAGGAGCCCCAUGGUUUGCAAUGGCAGUGCAGCCAGGGGGUACUUUGACCCUGAGGACUUGAACCUGACUGACGAGGCACUGAGAUUCAAGUACCUGGGGCCCCAGCAGACAGAGCUGUUUGUGCCCAUCUGUGCCACGUACCUGCUGAUCUUCAUGGUGGGUGCUGUGGGUAACGGGCUGACCUGCCUGGUCAUCCUGCGCCACAAGGCCAUGCACACGCCCACCAACUACUACCUCUUCAGCCUGGCCGUGUCGGACCUGCUGGUGCUGCUGGUGGGACUGCCCCUGGAGCUCUAUGAGAUGUGGCACAACUACCCCUACCUGCUGGGCAUUGGCGGCUGCUAUUUCCGAACGCUGCUGUUUGAGAUGGUCUGCCUGGCUUCAGUGCUCAACGUCACUGCCCUAAGUGUGGAACGCUAUGUGGCUGUGGUACACCCGCUCAAGGCUAGGUCCAUGGUGACGCGGGCCCACGUGCGCCGAGUGCUUGGGGCCAUCUGGGGUCUCGCGAUGCUCUGCUCCCUGCCCAACACCAGCCUGCAUGGCAUCCGGCAGCUGCACCUGCCCUGCCGGGGCCCGGUGCCUGACUCAACCAUGUGCAUGCUGGUCCGCCCACGGGCCCUCUACAGCCUGGUGGUGCAGACCACCGCGCUGCUGUUCUUCUGUCUGCCGAUGGCCAUCAUCAGUGUGCUCUACUUGCUCAUUGGGCUGCGGCUGUGGCGGGAGAGGCUGCUGCUCAUGCAGGAGGCCCAGGGCAGGGGCUCCGAAGCUGCCAGGUCCAGAGACACCUGCAGGCUCCAGCAGCGAGAUCGGGGCCGGAGACAAGUGACCAAGAUGCUGUUUGUCCUGGUCGUGGUAUUCGGCAUCUGCUGGGCCCCGUUCCAUGCAGACCGCGUCAUGUGGAGCCUCGUGUCACAGUGGACAGGGGGCCUGAAGUUGGCCUUCCAGUACCUGCACGUCAUCUCCGGUGUCUUCUUCUACCUCGGCUCGGCAGCCAACCCGGUGCUCUACAGCCUCAUGUCCAGCCGCUUCCGAGAGACCUUCCAGGAGACCCUGUGCCUCAGAGCCCGCUGCCACCGCCUGAGACCUCACCACAGCUCCUACAGCCUCAGCAGGGUGACCACAGGCAGCACCCUGUGUGACGUGUGCACCCCAGGCAGCAGGAUCCACCCCCUGGCUGGGAACGAUGGCCCAGAGAGGCAGCAAGAGACUGACCCGCUGUGAGUGGAGCCUCAAAGUGGCUUCACCUGGAGGGGCCGGAGGGCCACGUGGAACUGCGUGGAACUGGGGAGACACACCUGCCUUCCUCUGCAGGGAUACCUUCACCUGCUGUCUCCUGUUCAGCCUAGAGAUUCUGACUGGCAUGUCAGUUUCCCUCAGAGGGAAACAGCAGGAGGAAGGACUGAUCUCUGAUUGCUGAGGACUCAUACUGGCCAGGCGCCACACCGUGUGCUUCUU